AUGGACAUUAACCUUGGGCAUUACUUUCAAGCCAGCUGCAACGCGCACGACUUUGCCGACGCCUUCGAGACUGCCCUUUACCGGGACACCGAGGACACCGAGCUGUGCAUGGAACUCAUGCAACGCGACCCCGAGCUCGCCUUUCGGGACUGCGUGCUUCUGCAGGAUGACGCCUACAUCGUCCACGACCGGCGCUUCGCCGCCUCGCCGCACCGCGCGCGCGGCGAGUCCCUGCUCACCGCCGGGGUGUUCCUCCAGGCGGUCGCCGGCCGCGAACCCCUCGACCGGCUCCGGCUGGCGCUCAACCUCGUCGCCUGGCAGCGGUCGUGGUGGGACAUGGUGGAAACCGACAUUGUCGCGGACGUGGUGCAGUUCUGGGCGUGGCACGACCAGCUCAUGAACCGGUACCGGCUGGUGACGCGCGUCGUCCGCGCGGUCAACACCGACUACUUCCCGGACGCGGAGCGCUGGCCCCGCGAGGACGGCGGCGUGGAGUGGCGUCCGGAACUCGUGACCAUCAGCCUCGUCAAGGCGCCGACGGUGUACUGGGAGCCGGAGCGGCUGCUGACCGACACGGAGCUGGACGAGCUGCCGGCGCAGCUGCGGAUGCAGGUCAAGCUGCGGUCGUGGGUGGGGUGGACCAGGAUAGUAGGCAGCUUGGAUGAUGAUGAGCUGGAACAGGUCUCGAUCGUCUUGGAAGAGAUGGGUGUCGAGCUCCGCUAUGCGCGAGUGUAA
Messenger RNA from Cordyceps fumosorosea ARSEF 2679, 735 nucleotides. RefSeq lists its product as hypothetical. The record is from RefSeq and is a predicted model, not a curated record. The coding region runs from base 1 to 735 and encodes 244 amino acids. The transcript has 2 exons. Lineage: Eukaryota; Fungi; Ascomycota; Sordariomycetes; Hypocreales; Cordycipitaceae.